AUGAGGGCUAUUUAGCACUGGCAGUGUCCACCACAACAGUCGAAACCGAGUCGGCGCACUCCGUACUCUAUUCCCAAAAUGUCUGAAGCGCAGGAUAUGUUUCGCGUCUCACCUUGGAUAACGUAUGACCCAUCACCCGACGCCCGCACCGAAACCCUCGCUCGCAGUAACGUUCACUUCUCAUCCAUGGGCGGCGACGUCGACAUGGACGCCCCACAAAUCUCUACCCUUCGUGAAGACAACACUCCCGAGCCUACGCCGGCGCGCACGUCCAAGUUCAGGGUGAAGCUGCUGGUCAACGAGGGCAAGCGGGCUGGCUCACACCAAAGUGCUGCUCCUCGUGCUCACGCGAAGCGCGGGAGCGAUGAAGACGAGGACGAGGACGAGGAAGAAGAGGACCAGCUCAUUGACGAUGACGACGACGAGCUCAGCAAACCUCCUCCGCCAGCGCCCCCCGUCAUUCAGCCUGCACCUGUUCCUAUUCCUUCAACCAGCGGCCGAGGACAAGCCACGAAGCGAGGACAGGGCAGGGGUCGCGGGAGGGGAAGGGGCAGAGGAAGAGGAGCACACAUUGCUCUAGACCCGAGUCACCUCGCUCAUAACGAGUUCUUCGAUCCAAACAUUCCUGGCAGUAGUGCAUUCUCUCUCGUACUGCCUCCGCCGAUAGCAGCACCAGCGCAGACAAAGAAGAAGGCUGCUGCAGCCAAAGGCACCACUGCUCAGCGUGCCAUCAAGAAGAGGCCUUCGAAGGCCGCCAAAGGCGCGGCAGCAGCUGUCAUCGCUCCGAUACCCAUACCUAUGCACAGGGAUGAUGCAGAAAGCAUCAUUAGCGAAGGCUAUCCGGUAACAGCAGCUUCAUCGCCAGUGCCUCAUGACGAGCGGACGCCAGAGCCUGAGAUGAUGAUGGCAACAUCUAUCUCAGGAUUGGGAGUCGAGGAUGGCAUCACUUUUGAGAACGUUGCUUUCCCGCAGUACCCCUUGCCGUCGAAGCCAUUCCCGGUACAGCCUGCGCCCAAGAUCGGCACAGGCUUUGCGCCUCCUUUAGUGCUGGACAAGACCAAGAAGCCAGUGCGACGGUGGAGGCAGGUCAACCGCGAAGUGCGCGGCAUCGCAGGUGGCCGCUGGUUUACUCGCUCCUGGGUCGGUGAAAAGGAAUCCGAGUUCGCCUCUCAGCAGAACGCUGCCUCUCAGGCUGUCGCACUCGCCGCACACUCUGCCACUGAACGUGCGGACCGCGAGGCUGCAUCAGCCGCGGCGAUGAUCGCAGCUGGCAUCACGCUUCCCCCUAAACUGGCGGGUACAUCUGCUUCGGCUCCUCCUGCAAGGGCGACGAAACCCAAGGCUACCAAGGGAAGUGACACGCCGCUGUCGACAGUGCCUCCGACUCCUAGUCGCCAAGAUUCAGCGGUCCCAGAGAUUAUAUCCGCUCAAGUCCCAAGGAACCCAGACAUGGGUCAAGGAGCUCCAUCUGAAGUCGCGGCCGCUGUAGCUCCCCCUGCCUGAAGUGUCUUCCCUGAGCGGACAUCAUUGUACUGAGGAGAUUCUAGACGGGGUUGGUUGACUAGGAUGUACUAUACUGGCGACGCAUGUAUGUUUAGUCCGUGCUCUCGACGUUAGUUAUCAUGAUAUGCUAGGGCGCAUGUAAUAUGUAUUGGACCCUCGUAUCGAUUGGUGUGCUGUAGAGCGUCC
Molecule: messenger RNA, 1689 nt
Organism: Rhodofomes roseus
Lineage: Eukaryota; Fungi; Basidiomycota; Agaricomycetes; Polyporales; Fomitopsidaceae
Exons: 4
Coding region: 79-1503 (474 amino acids)
Source: RefSeq, a predicted model, not a curated record